ACAUGUGCAUUUGCCGCCUUACUUGAGAGCCACUCAUAGAAUGGUUUACUUGCUUAUAAAAGUAUAGCCUAUACAUUCUUAUAUCGAUUGAGAAUCGAUGGAUAUUUCGCAAGCACACAGUGGAGAUGUUGUUAAUAUCGCAAAUUACUUGCUAAAUGAUUUAAAGAAUAGCUAUCAGAUCUGGGAAGAUUUAAUUUCAAAAUGUACCAAAUUCCAUUCAGCUCUAAAAGUUGCGACCCAGGCGUCAUCUGCAUUUUUGGAUACAUUUCAAAAAGUGGCGGAUCUGGCUACAAAGACGCUUGGAGGCAGCAAAGAAAUCGGUGCGUGUCUGACCCGUUACUGUAUGCGCCAAAAAAGCCUAGAAUCCAAAGUAAAAUCCAUGGGGAAUCAUCUGGUCACUAGUCUUGCCAACCCUCUCAAUUCGAAAGUAGAUGAGUGGAAACGUAAUCUGUGUCAGUUAGAAAAAGAUCGAACUCGUCAAACUAAGAGAGUGCGUGCAGAAUUGAAGAAAGCGCUUUCUGAAGCACAAAAGUGGGAGAAGAAGGCAGCUAAAGUUGGUGUUACUAGUGGUAGUGGUGUGGGACCCGGUGUAGGCCAUGGUAUUAUACCUCCUGCAAAAUAUAUGUGCUCCAAUUCUGAAUCAAAUGCAAUUAGUUUACAAACUGCUAAGGCUGCACGUGAAGUUGGAAUCAAGAAAGAAUUAGUUGAAAAUACAGAGAAAUCUGCGAUGCGUUUAUUACUACUUGAGGAACGAAGCCGGUUUUGUUUCUUCGUCUCUUGCCUUCUUCCAAUACUUGAGUGUCAAUCAAGCAUGUUGCAUGAAAUAGCCACUAUGGAUGAACUUAUUAAGACUCUAACAAAAGAAACUGAGUUUCCAGAUCAGUUGGUUGAAGACGUCGAGUCUAUUGUACUGAGGAUGGGACGGCGUGAUUUUUCUGCUUCUUCUCGAGGUAGCAGUAAAAUCAUGUCAGUUUUCGUACCAGAUAGUGAAGAUAGGAUGAACAACAUAAAUGAAGUUUUAGGAGGUUUGCUCAUGACUAACGGUAAUCGAAGCUAUGUCAAUUCAAGUGAUACGGAGUCUGGUCGUCACGGUGCCGACAUGAUGUCACCAUAUCAAAUUUGCCGCGACUUAGAAACGGUCGGCCGAUGCAAUUCUGUAUGUGACAGUGCUGAUAUUUCUCUCUGUGGAGCCAGUUCACAUAGUGGCAGUGGGGGAAGUAAUUGUCCAUCCCUUUUGUCCCCCUCACGUAGUAAUGUUGCUCAUUUGGGUAGUCGUGAAUCAAGUCUUAUUUCCGUGGAUAGUGCAGCCUCAGGAAGUGGCAAUGCAAAUUCUACAUAUUCUAUUGGAAUGUCAAAUACAAACAUACCACAUUCUGAUCCUGGAGAAUCGCAAUUUAAAACUUUAUGUCGACCAGGUCACUAUCGAGCUGCAAGUAAUGGAGAUAAUGAUUUUCCAAAAAAUUAUUUAAAAAAUGGUUUUCAUCAUGAUAAAAUCGAUUCUUAUAUGGUAGCUAAAUCUAUGAUUGCUUUCAGUGCACAAUCUCAAUUAACUGAUAGUAAUAAUAAUGAUAAUAAUAUCACUACGAAUGGUCAAAACUAUGCACUAAAAAGAGAUGAUGAUAAUGGAGUUGAAAAUAUAAAAAGGACUGACAAUGAAAGUAAAUUGGAAAUAAGCACUGAUGAUGAUGAUGACGAUGAUGAGAAUCAUGAUGAUAGUAACGAUGAUGACGUUGGUGAUGGUGGUGAGUAUGUUGAAGUAGGCAGUGAUUCUGGCAAUGCUCUUGCGCAUUUAUCAAAUAAUCCUACAUCUCCUUCCUUAUCCAAUUCUACUAAUCAACAUUUUUUAUUGGAAAACUAUCCAUCCAAUACUACUACUACUACUACUACUGCUACUACUGCUGAUCCUCCAAUUCCAAAUAGUGGUCGUCAUACAAUAAGUUCUGCUUAUGAACGAGGAGGUCAUGCUCCUGCACGGGCUUCUAUAACUGCUCUGUCUUUCAAUCCACCCGUUGGCAAAGCUUCUUCCAGAGAUAGUGGUGUUGAUUCGUCCACUGUACUCUACCCGAAACAAGCUGUACCACCUCCAGUCUAUACAAAUCUCAUUCAAUUGGCUCAUGCAGCACAACGUAAAUUUUCCAUGUCACAAUUACCAAUUGUCCAUUCAUAUGAAAAUAUAGAUAGUACAUUAGAUAGACUUCGUUAUACUAAAACUGAUAUGACCAAUUGUCAACAACAAUUUAUUCAUCAUCAAUCAUCAAGUCGUAAUUCAAUUUCUACAAAUCCACAACAAUAUCAUUAUACAACAAAUGCUUCACCGAAUACUACUAAUAUUAAUAAUACGAAUAAUUGUAAUUGGUCUGCUUCAGAUAGUUUAAAUAAACUUGAUUUAAGUGAUUCAACUGUCAGUCAAAGUUAUCAUGAUGAAGAAAGAAAGUAUGCUAAUCCUUCAGCAAUAUUAAAACCACAAGUUGACAAAUUAGCUAAUAGUACAACCCUAUCUAAUUCAUGUCACAGUUCAAAAAAUUGUCUAGAUACUGUUUCAAUGUCCGAUGCCACUUCUACUGCUAAUUCUACUUCAGUUGUUGUUGGUAAUAAUGACUUACAUUCAUAUCAAAGAAGUGGAACCGAUCCAUUCAGUAUGGAAAUGGAUGAACUUGAUCAAGUUAUACCAGUUAAUAACAGUAAUACUAUGACGCUAAAUAGAAUGUUUUCAAAAUGUUUACAUAAUCAAAUAACUGGCACAUUACCUAGUCAUCAAAGAUGUUUAUCAACCCGAAAACAUGUCUCAUCAGUUAACAGUUGUUUCUGUGUUACUAAUGCUGCUGAAUUAUCAAGAUGUAAUGAACAGAAUUCUUUCGCUAGUUGUUAUCACCAUAACAAUGAAAGUACUUCCGAAUCCGUUGUAAGUGUAAACUGUGAACAAGAUUUCUUUACACCACAGUUGUAUGUUCAGAAAAAAUUAGUCGGUGAGGAAAAUCAUAGCAAACACCCUCCAUGUCUUACUCCUUACGAAUCUAAUGUGGAAAAGAUACUUGGGAAUGGAAUCGAUCAUGAUGAUCAUCCACCUUCUAACCAUAGUUUGAUUGUACAACAAAGUUCAUGUAGCCCAAUCAAUUCUUCAGUUUCUCCUUCUGCUGACAAUAGAUCUCCACCUCCAAUUCAGCCAAAACCUGUUCAUUUAAAGCAUCAUCAAGCAAUAAGUCAAUAUCAUAUCAAUCGAAAAACAGCACCUCGAAUGUCACGUCCAUGUCCACCGCCUCGAACUUGUAGUACAUUAAGUUCUCUUGGUUGUUUAGCAAUGACAUCUGGUGUUAGUAUGCCAUGUGAUUUGAAUAUGUCCGAUCCAUCACCAUCAUCACCGUUACGUUGUAAAAUUUCCCAUUAUUUGAAUGAUGAUUCUUAUGAAGGAUCUAGUCGUGGUUCAUCACUUACAAUGGCUAGUUCAACAACAAAUGAUUCAUUGCCUAGUUCAAAUGGUAGUCCAGCGUUAACAAGUUAUAACGCGAAUCAAAGUAGUACACAAAGAUCAUUUUCAUCAAAUCCGAAUCCAAUUACCAGCAAUGAACAACAAAUAUUAGAGAACAAACUACACUAUGCAACUCCUGUGAUCAAAAACCAGUCUCAAUGCUCUACUACUCCAGGUCAAGUGUUCAAUCUGUUAAGACAGUCCACAUUGGCUAGUAAUCAAGUUUGCAUGAAUAAUCAUCAAACUAACACCGAUCUACAAACCGUCCCUGAGAAAACGGGUGUUCCAAACGGAAAUGCUCCAGCUGCUCCGCCUCCACCUCCUCUACCUAUGUUUUUACCAGUAUCGCCAAAUAAUCUGUCAACACCCCAUCCAUCACUAGAAGAAAUAACUUGCCCAAAAUCUUCCGAUUACAAUGAAAAUUUGGCAACUGAUUUGGUUUCUGUAGAAACUGCUAAUCUCAUGUCUGAAUUAUCUUCACAGUUGCAACAACUUGCUGCACGAUCGAACGAUGUAAAUUUUUCACAAUCCACAUUUAAAACGAGAGAUAUAUUUCACAAGGAAUCCAUAAAACACGAUGACUUCGAUUUACCUCCACCACCGCCACCGUCUAUGUUUACAGAACAAUACUGCAGUGAUGCAAUGAAAUUAGAAUGUUCUCUGAUUCAGACUACGAAUAUUAGUUGUACUUCCACUACCAGCAGUAUUGUUAAUGAUAAUAAUAAUAAUACUGAUGAAGUAAUUGAUGAUGAUUCCAAAAAAAAUUUAUCACCAUUUUUAUUGGCGUUAAAACAAAGUGUAAAACAACGAGCUGACCGUAUAGCUGCUGAAAGCUCAACAAAUAAUUGAACGUGAAAUGAUGCUACACUCUUUGAUGAUGACCAUCCCAAUGCAGUAACAUUUUUUGUUAUACAUGUUAGGAAUUUAUCUUUCAAAGGUAGUGGCGACUUUCACAUGUAGGAAUCUAUAUAUAAAAGUGAUGGUGUUGAACCACACAUUCUCACUUGCUUUCUAAUAAAAUCUGUCGACAACAUUCGGUAUUUAUCCUUUCCUCAUUUUUUUCAUCAUUAUUGUUCCCAUCAUAAUCAUCAGUACACGUAUUUAUUUUUAUUGAAACAUUGGAAUAAUAUGCAGCCACGGCAAGAAGCAAACGUCUCAUAUACUUACUACUUUUUUCUUAUCAUUGUUGUGGUUAAUGUUAGUUUUGAUCGUUACCAACCUCUACCGUUUCCAUUUUUGCCUAACUCAUCUUUUCUCCUGUUUGUGUAAAUAUAAAUGUUAAGUUAUUAUUUUGUAUGACAUCAUCAUAUUACUAACUCUGAUAAGUAAUGUUUUGCGGACAUUUCACAUACACCUGGUUGCUAUACCCCAGUAUUAUAAACUGAUAUCAGGCCUCUUUUUAAAAAAAAUCCAGUACUUGUAUCUCUAACUGUUACUAGUUACAUAACGUCGCUUCUGUGUGUUUUUCUUUACGAACUCUUUCCUCUUACCAGUGAUAUGAAAGACGUGUUUUGCAGAAAAGUAAACCGGUCAUUAUCAAAUACUUACCGAUUAACUAUUUGACUAACUGUCUAGUUUAACAAAUAAUCUAACAAUCUAUUCAAUCUAAAAUCUCAUUAGACAGAUUUCUGGACACAGAUAGACACACACACAUAUACACAUUCAUGUACAUUUUCAAAUUCAUCUGUUCUUAUUAUCUAUUGUUAAUAAUCCAUUGGAAUUUUCCACGCGUUCAAAUUUUAAAGAAAGAUCUAUUAUUAUCGUUACUGAAGAUAUUUCCUGUAUUUAUGCGCAUGUCCUUUUUAGAUUAUUUUGUGUUUACAUUUUGUCUUCACUUGAAACAUCAGUAAAAUGUAUGUUGGUGACCGACAGAGUAGGGAAUCUUGUACGCCUUUUCUUUGAACAAAUGAAAUCAACCGGAAACAAAUGUUUUCAGAUAUAUUUAAAUUAUUAUUAUUGCUACUACUACUAGUUUUAGCGUUAGAAUUAUUAAUAUCACCAUACUUUGGAGUACUGAGAACUUUGUUUGUGGUGCUGUUAAAAAUGUGUUCUCGUAUCAUUGCUAUAUUGUUCCGUUAUUUUCAUUUUUGUCACAAUGUGAUUCAGCCAUAUAUAUGUGUAGUUUCCUAUCACACCGUGUUCUACCCCUAAGUCUGUCUUGUUGUGGAACUGUGUUGUGUAUAUCUGUGGUUAUCUCUAUACCUGAUUCUAUACUAGUUUCUUCUUAGGUAUAUUAAUAAAUUAUAUUAUACCAAGGUUAGGGAAAUUUGUUAUUGUUUUCUCUAUUUCUUCUAAAAAUUCUGUAUUACAUCGUAUCAUUUUCUUGUUUAUCGCUUUGUGAGAUUACAUUUUUCAUUCUACAAUAAAAUUUUAUUUGUUCAUUGUAGAUGGGAAAGGGAAGAAUCAUGAAAAGAUUCAGGUGGAAAAUAAAGCUCUCACAUACAUUCUUUUCAUUAAUGACUCACUGCACUUUAAUUACAUGUUAUAUGCAGAUAUAUUUAUACACAUCACUUGAUAAUGUCUUUUUUAUACAAAAUGUCUUAAUGUCCACAAAUUGCAUUUUAAUUAUUUGACUUUACUAUAUAUAUAGAAAAACAAGGAAACAUUGUGUAAAUUGUUGAAGGUUGUUUUCUUUUCUUUGAAAUUUCCUGUCUGCAUGUCUAUUUUUGUUAGGUUUUUAUUAUGGAAUAACAUAAUAACACCACGACUAAUCAAUCACUCGUACUGAAGGUAAAAUUUGAUAACGUAGUCUAAGUGUUUUGAUUAAAAUAGAUAAAUGAUGGCGAAUUUUGUAUCACUUCAACUUAAAUUUUCUUUAGUUGAUAGGCUAGUUAUUAAUACUAUGAUUAUGUCUCUACUGCAUUUGUCAGUAGUUGCAAUGUAUUGACGUAACCAAAUUAUAUAUAUAUUUCACAGAUUAUGGAUAGAUUGAAAACGUAAAUACAGUGGUUUAUCCAGAUGACAAGUUUAGUCAAUAAAAGAAAACACAACCAGUUGCAAUACAUACUGGACUAACUAAGUGUUGAAAAUGCUCCUUCCCACUUUCCGGAUUUAUAUGAGCAUAUUUUUGGGCGAUACUAUAAUUUGUGGACGAAUCAAUCACGUAUAAGGUAACAGGUCUUGGAUAUUUGGUUAAGUAGAGUUUUGGCAUUAUAGCUGAUGUUAGUUCGUGAUGAAAACUCCAAGUCUAAGUCCUAACCUCAACCAUCAACUGUAAAUCAUAAUUCUGGUUUCUUUAAGGUUUGUAACCCUCAUUUGGUAGCAGUUAUAAGGUGGACAUCUCAAGGUCAGUCUAGCGUCACUCAAAGGUCAUCCAUGAAAUAUAGUCACACCCGAGUUCCAUAUUUAGUGGACGGAAGGAAAAUUUGCACAUUAAUUAAAAAUCCCAUUUCGCAUUUGCAGAUAGUCAUUCCAAAGUCACCUCCAGUAAUUACUAACGAUUGAUUUUUAUAAACAUAACAUGCAAACAAUAGACAAGUCCGAAAUUUCUGCUACUUAGCACGGAACAAUAAUUUAUAUUAUGUUCUUGUACUUCCCUAGUCAUCAUUAUUUCUCCAGUUGAUAUUAAAAUGUGUAAUCUUAGUUCAUUUAGACUUUAUUGCAAAACUUGACAGACAGCUCGUAAAUUUAUCUGAUAAUCUGCCUUAACUUUUUUCUGAAUGACAAUUAACUUACUAUUAUUUAAAUUUCAAUACAUUGAAAGAAAAACUGUACUUAAAUGCAAAUAAAAUAACUUGUUCUUACCAGUCUACUGAUGUUUUUUAAUAGUAAUGAUGUCAUCUAGUGUGAAGUACAUUCAUUACAAGAACUUAUCUUUUAUGAUUUUAUUUUUCAAUCCCUUGUUUAUACCAUCGUAUUGUUUACGACAAGUCUUUAAAAAAAAUAAGUGAAACUACUGUAAAACUCACAAAAUAUACAGAUUUCUGCUUAAUUGCAUCUGUCAUUAGGUAAUAUGGUUACGGUAUCCAGAAAUUAACUAUCAUAUUCAUUAUAAUGGUCAACUUAUUCGAACUUAUCACUUGUUUAUUUUUUUUUAAUUUACCCAUCAUAACCAAUAAUAACAAUAGGAAAUCAUAAAAAUACUUGUGUACAAUGUUACAUCUGAAAAUAUACCGACGCUUUUGCCAUAAAUAACAAUUUAUAAUUUCACAACUGUAAAACAUUUGGUGUUUGGCUUCACUAAAUCAAUAUAAUAAUAUUUCAUCACACAUUUCUUGUCAUUAUGUGAUCCUUUCUUCUAAAAUUAUUUAUUUACGUGCUAUGACUAGAUUCUAAAUGUUUCUUGUUGUUGUUAUUAUUAUAUCACGAAGCUGAAUACUUCAAAAUAUCCCAGUAAUGUAAAGGUCCAACAAGAAUAAAGUUGGACUUGUUCAACAUCGGAUUCUGGUUUAGUGAAUCAGAAGUUAACAUUCCACACACCAGAUCGAUGGUCCUGAGUUAGAGUCGUUGAUGCGCUCUGCUGAGGUGUCAAUUGUGUGAUAAACGUAGUCUCGGGCAGGAGAAACUCAGUAUUAUACGAAACUUCACACUAUCUGUAAAAUAUGAAAACAAUACAAAAAAAUGUACCAUUUACACAUCUUUCUUGAAUUGUUUUUCACAAACUCCAUCAUUCUUCCACUCCUGUUGUUACUUCGAUUUUUCUGUUUUACUCCCUUGUUUACCGGUAGGAAUUCUACCUCCAAUCCCCUGUACAUUCUACUCAUACCGUUUAAGUAUUGCACACUACAAUACUAGGACGAAACAGCAAUCCAGUGCUUUCAGGUUUCCAAAUGCCCUGGUACGGUCGAGAGUGGGAAGAGUCCGCUCUCCUUCUCGAAAUGCUCUCACAUGGCC
Molecule: messenger RNA, 8299 nt
Organism: Schistosoma spindalis
Lineage: Eukaryota; Metazoa; Platyhelminthes; Trematoda; Strigeidida; Schistosomatidae
Source: the annotation of a GenBank genome assembly